AUGAGUGAUAACUCAAGUCUAGUCAUUACUUUGGUGGAGAGGUUGAUUACAAAACUCCCACACAAAACUGGCGCCGAUGCACACCAUCUCAAUCGCGAUGAGAUUGCCCUUUUGAGUCGCACGACCCUCGUCGAUAUCAGUAAACCAUCUAUAGCCGUUGUCGCCGAAGCUCUUGUGCAACUGCUGGAAGAUCUUGCGAGGCCGUAUAAGACGAUAUCGGCGCAUCCAUUGCAUGUUUUACACUCAGAAUUCUACGUACUAGAGCUAUUGGCGGAGUGCUGCACAACGCACUGGGAGAGCAUCAAUUCUUCAGAAAAUAGUAGCGACCGAGAAAAUGCGCCCUCUCAAGGUUUCAGAUCAAACGAUAGCAUAAAACCCGAAGGUCGAAGGGCAUCUAGGAACAAACUUUUGGCGCGUGAUAAUCCUCCGGAGGCUUUGGACGAUGAUUUGGCCAAAAGAAUAAUAGAUGUGAUAAAAUUGUUCUCGAAUCCUAUACCGGACGGCUAUGUACUUCCGGCAUUCAACAUUCUAGACGAUGUCAUUGGGACCUCUCCUGCUGCUCAAUCCCCAAGCUUGGAUCUUUUGAAUGGUACAAAUGGUCAACAGAAUACAACGGAGGCUGCAAUAUUGAUACAGGAACAUUCCGAAUCCACAGAGGCAUGCAUAAGGAAAGUUGUGGAGUUUGUUUCCUUUUCGAAUUGGCCCCGGACUCUGGAGUAUUUGAGGGGUUCUCUCCGUGGUCUGCUGGCGGCCCAGUCUUCAAAUGGAAACCAAGCACAGAAUGGUGCUGUAGUCGAUGAUGAGGCGCUCGUUACUGUACGCUUAAUUCCGUCGUUUUGGGUUGAUAGUCGAAAACUGGGGGUUGUCAUACAAGAGUUGUGUGGCAGCUUCCUGCACCUACGAAAGGCUUUUCAGACUAUUGUGGCAAUAGUCGUGCCUCUAUUAAUCACCCGAUGGCUGGAACGAAACCCCGAGGAGUUCAUCCAACUACACACAAUGCACAAAAGGCUCGACGGUGGGGCGGAAACCCUCUUUGAUAUGACCAACACAAUGAUAGAUGCGGGAAGACGAAAAACAUUAUUAUUUCCAUUUCAGACAUCUUUGUUAUUUCUUCUGCCAGACGUCUUUGAAGUCGCCAGCAAUAUGAGAGAUAUUAAAAGUAGCAGUAUCUCCAAGAAGGUAUCGUUUUUGGAGAUGCUGAGGAAGACUUUGAGAAACAGAAAUGAAGCAGCUAUUUAUUGUUUGACCUCCGUUUUGCGAGUCGCAAGACACUUUCCGCUCGAUAGUGAUUCGGCACUUCUGAGCUAUGCCUUAGAUGUCCAGGAAGAAGUGCGUGAAGCAGUAUUCAGGAGAUAUACCGUGGGUGCAGAAAAUACAAGUAUAGACUCUGGUUUGAUGACCGCAGCAUUUGUCAGUUUGGCGCAUCUAAACUUUAGAACUUGCAUUGAUAGCCUCGCGCCUUUCUGUCUUGCCCCCAAUACUUCUCCAGAUUUUAAACUCGCUGUAAUAAGAGCAUGUACGCAUUUCGCCAAGCAGUCUAAUGCUAGUGAUUAUCACCCAUUAUAUGUUAAACUGUCUGAAUUCAUUCGCACUUACAUGAAGGGGACAACAUUGAGAUUCAGAGACUCUUAUCCAAUCGAACAUGUGACUAUGAAUAGACAAACGAAAUUCUCAUCGUCGGGGGAGUUGGUGUACAGCAUGCUAGUAUUCCUGGAUGUGUACCCAAUGGCUUUGUUCAUCGGCAUGGAUCUAGCCUCACACAAUAAUGACGCCGCUUUCGAGGACGUAUAUGCUGCUCUUAUGGCCUUUUUGACCUCCGAGGACGAGAAAAUCAGACUCCUAACUAGUGAGGUCUGUCGGUCAUCAUUGACUGAAGCAACGAUGUCUGCAUGGCGAAGAAAGGACUACAAAUUCUCGAAUACCGCAAAGUUUAACUUUUGGGAAUCAACCUCCAUUAUACUUAGUUCAAUAUCAAGCAAAAUUAUAAACCAGACUGUUGACGAACACAACGCUCUUAGUUUUGUACAUAGUUAUUUGCAAGCAAGACUCGAUCUCCUGAAAAAGAUCAAAGACUUAACCGAGUUGGAGGAAGAUAUUUCAGAGCGAUUAGCAGCAUACUCUAUGAUGGAGACAACCUUCUUAGUCACGGUUUGCUCGCCCGACAUCGCAAUUUGCCAGCUAGUUGCGUCAAGUGUCUGCUUAUUUGCAGAAGAGAUUCGUCUCGUUGAAUCCGCGCCAGACUUCACAAAGCAUUCCCUAGCAAGCGCGCGUAACAUGGAGGUGUACCAAGAGCUCGCUUCGAAAGACUUUAGAUUUACAGGUAUAGUUGCUUUCCAGAAGCGAGCGAGGGGUUGUUUACGCCGAAUGCAAUACCCUACAGCUGGUAUCAUUAACGCAUGGGAGACUAUCUUUGAUCGAUGGGUUAGAUUAUCCAAGCAACUUAUUGCGCGGCCUGAAAUUGUUGAUGAAAGGUCUUUGGGAGAGUGGCGCAAUUGUUCUGGAUUUCUGGCCUCUCUUGGUGGCAUUUGCGUCGUGGGCCAAUCUCUACUCUCUUCCUCGGAUGACCAAGUACUUGCUGGUUUGCGAUGGAUCGAUAAGGUUCCUGCCGAAAGCUACGAUGAUGAGACUUUACUUAGUCGAUAUAUGCGGCAGAGUGUCCAACUGUUGGCUAGCAACAACAUUAGGAUACGAGAAGGUACUAGAGAUGCCCUCUCGAGUGAUCUUGCCAAAGCACUACAUAUGCCUCUAUUUGAAGCCCUCCAAACAGAGCUUGAUAUUUUGUUUGAUAGUCCACGAAGCAACGCGAUUCCUGUCGACUCUCGGAUCAUCUUCGCAGAACAGGCGGCAGCACUACUCAAAAGUAUUGUUGAGAAGCUUGGAAGCCCAGCUGAAUUGGGUACAGGCAUGUCGGUUGAUAUUGGUGCUUUGGCACUCAAUUUCGCGAAAUUUUUGAACAGUUCAGCAGAUGGGGCAAGCGCGUUAAGGGUUAAAAUUAAGAUUUGUCAAUUAUGUGAGACUCUCACACAAAAGAAAGAGCUCUUGAAUUUGAGACACGAUGUGCGUAUCCGCAAUCAGCUUUUAGAGGUGAUUUUCGGAUGGAUUGCGCGCCCAGGAACUCCAAAUGCCGACACUGGUGUUCAUUUGGUAGGUACUCGUCUUGAUGAACUGUUCCGUCUGCAGAAGGACCUUGAUCGAGCCUCUUUGAAGGCAUUAGCGGAAUUGACAUAUCGUCUCCCUCUACAACCGGCGGAAGGCCAGUCCGAUGCAGAUACAAGCGAUUUAAAAUCACAGAUGUUCCAUACUUAUUUCAAUAGGUUUCUAUCUCUUCUCAAUUACGAAACGGUUGAGAUAGGUAGGAACGAGGUGCGACUUACAUCAACUGUGAGCGAUGAUUCUAUGAGCAGCCCGGAGCUUGCGAUUUCCGCGCUCUCUAACCUUUUGAGUGCGAAUAUUGAUGUUGGCCUCAAACAUUCCUUAGGUAUUGGUUAUCAUGAAGAUAUUGAAGUUAGAACAGCUUUCGUCAAAGUUCUUUGCAACAUUUUGAUACAGGGUACCGAAUUUAAUAAUUUGUCCGAUGCAGCGGUAAAUCAAAAGUACGAUGAACUGCUCGAGUUACUUGUCAAUGAUAUGACUCUUACAAUUGCACUUUGCGAUGCCUGCCCAAGUACGGAAGUCGACGAGAUGACCAUCUCACUUCUUAAUAUUUUUGACUCCCGGGGUAUGGGCUUUGCCUUGCUUGAGGCCCUCAUUGAGCAUGAGGUCGAAGAGACCGAAAAUGAGGCUGAACUCCUCAGAAGAAAUUGUGUUGCUACUAAGCUGCUCUCUGUUUAUGCCAAAUGGAAGGGAGCUGCGUAUAUAAAAGCAACACUGCAAAAAGUCCUGGAGCGCCUUGUUCUCACUUCAAAAGACUUGGAUCUUGAACUUGAUCCUGCCAGAACAACAUCCCCCGAAGAGUUGCAAAAAAAUGCGCUUCAACUUCGUGUAGUGACAAAAGUCUUUAUCGAUGAUAUAUGCAAUUCUGCAUCCCGCAUUCCAGUGUCUUUUCGAAAGAUCUGCAAUAUUAUAUCUUCCUGUGUGAUGAGAAGGUUUCCCGAUGCCAAAUUCACCGCUGUUGGUGCUUUUAUAUUCCUGCGAUUUUUCUGUCCAGCGAUUGUCGCUCCUGAUGCAGAAGGACUUAUUGCAUCCCCGCCAUCAAAAGAGAUGCGCCGAGGACUUCUUCUUAUUGCUAAAGUAGUUCAAAAUUUGGCAAACAACGUUCUUUUCGGGGCAAAAGAGCCAUACAUGUACCCUCUAAACGACUUCUUGACACAAAAUAUAUAUCGCGUAACGACAUUUUUACGGGAAAUCUCAGCGCCUCCCAAUGUAAGAGAAACACUUGCGGAAUCUGAGUCGUUUGAUUUUGGCUCCUGCGUUGCCCUACAUAGAUUUUUGUAUGAUCACUGGGACCACGUUCGACAAAAGCUUGUUCUACGGGAACGGCAACUCUCUCUUAGAUCUCCAAUCGACGGCACUAAAAGUCAUACUCCAGUUCUGGAUGCCCUCCGAACACUGAUAUCUAACCUCGGACCACCGCCAAUGGACGUAUCUUGGAAUAGACCAGCAAUCUCACAUAAUACACCGCCUUCAUAUUCGCGCUUUCAACAUUUCAUGCUUAGAAACGCAGGCCGAAGCUCGGAGGCUGUAGUAUCAAAUAGAGCUGUAUAUGAUGGAGGCGAAAGCAAGGAUGGGUUAUCGAUGAUUUGUAUUAUACUUCGCAAUAUCGAUACAGACGGAACAGACUAUGACCUGUUGUUAUAUGUCUACUUGAAGAUUGCAAGCCGUAUGUGGCAUAAGCCAUUUGGUAUUUUGAUUGAUGCGACUUGCUAUAAUGGUCAGAAUGAGCCUGCAGAUGCUCUCUUUCGGAAACUUGAUCUCCUUACACCGACAGAGCUCUCGAAACAGCUGUCUAGAGUAUAUGUCUACAACAUGAAUAGUGCAUUUAGGAAAUGUUUCCGGCGCAUCCUUCGACUAUCUGCAAAGAGUGAGAACAGUGCGUUCCACCCGAAGAACGUUGAUUACCACUUGAUUGGUAGUCUUCAAGACUUACAGUCUCACUUCCAUCUCACGCAGCUCCACUUGCCAAAAGAGACAAUUAGCGUUGUCACAGACACGAGAUACGUCUUCCAACCGAUCAUAAGACUAUCGAAAACAAAAGGUAAGGUUGAGGUGAUAAUCAAGAUUGGUAGUCAAUUCGUCCAAGUGACAACAACGAAGAAACAAGAAGUUGUACCAGGACUUAGACUACAUGCUACAGUCAAUGAUAUCUUCCGCUUAUCAGAGGUCGACGAGGCACCUACUUCGAUACAGACCGAAGAUGAUUCUGCAUUCGGUUUAAGGACUGACAACGGCAAGAUUGUGAUGUAUUUCACAAGUCCAAGAAAGGGUGAUAUUCUACAAUCCAUUCGCAGUGCUAAGAAUAGACAUGGAAAAGAGCUGAGAACCUUGAAAUCGUUUGAACGACUGGUCAGACCGCAAGACGUACCAGGGACACUUCUCAACAUUGCUCUGACUAAUAUGGCGAGUCCUGACGCGGUGCUACGUCUUGCAGCAUACAAUUUAUUGUGUGCUCUUUGUCGAGCCUUUAAGUUCGCAGCCGAUUCCAAAUUCAUGAGCACAAAAGAAUUAUGUGUUCCUUUGAACCCAUCUCAAUUUAUUAUUGAAAUUAGUGCACAAUUGGCACGCUCCGAGCCUCAGCUUACUGGUGACUUUCUCAACGAAUUUUUCGUUGGAUGGGAAAGUUUUCCGUACUCGCAAAGGCCCUUGAGCUUGGCAUAUAUGGCACCCUGGCUACCAAGUCUAAGGACCCACCUAAUACCUAAUGAACCAGAUAGUGAUAAAGGAAGAGACAAAGUCGCAGUGAUUUUCAGGAAGCUUAUUGAAGUCGCAAUAUCUGAUGUUGUUCUUAGCACUACUCUGGAACAGAGUAUCUGGCCCAUAAUCUGCAAGGAUGAAGUUUAUAUUGAUAUUUUCUUGGAGGAAAUUCUUAAGCCAGCUCUCAAUUUCGGCAUCGAUGAUGAGCGGACCGAAAUUCUUGGUUCUAUUCUUGCGUCGCUUGGUACAGUCACGAUUCGGGGCAAACUAAUAUCAAGGCUUCGCAAGGCUCUCAAUCGUACUUCGCUCAGACCGACAAGGCAUCUUCACGAAAAUACCGUUUGGGGCGAAAUUUGUGUUCUCUUAAGACUUUCAUUGUCUGUUUCUUUCGACAGCGGUGUCCAGUCUCAACUUUAUCUCCCUGAAGUCUUCCAUCUUGUCACCAUGCUAGCUAACACAGGCUCGUCCGAUUUGAGAUUAAUCGUCCAUCGCUUGCUUGUCAAUACUAUACAUGCUAUGUGUACCACAUUUGUGUUAGAGGAAAGCAAACUUGCUAAACUGAAGAUUUUGCUAUCUUCAAUAUCGGAGCCACGGCAAGAAUCUCUAUUUAGCAUAGCAUCAAGAGACGGAGCAUCUCUUCCUUCGUCACAAGACUCGGGACCUUCAGCAUUGUUAGCCACAGAAUCUCUUGCCAGUCUACUUUCCGACAUAAGUAUUGUGGCAGCCCCGACUGUUGAUCUGUCAAACGCAUGGCGUGCCAGAUGGAUGAGCUUGGUUGCAAGCACUGCUUUCCAAAGCAAUCCAGCCAUUCAACCCAGAGCAUUUACUGUUAUGGGCUGCUUGGCUCGGGAAGAUGUUGAUGACGAUCUACUCUAUCAAGUGCUUGUAGCACUCAGAAGUAGCAUAGGUCGAUAUAUGGAUGACGGUGACAGUGAAAUGAUGGUUGCUAUAGUCACAGCUCUGACCAAAAUGAUGGAUAAAUUACCAUCGGCAUCACGUUAUGGAACCCAACUGUUCUGGCUUGCGUUAUCCCUUGUAAGAUUGGUUCCGAUUGGACUUUUCAACUGCGCGGCAAUGUUUCUGAAUGCCGUCUUACUCAACAUUGGAGCAUCAGGUGAACUCGGUAACGGGCGCAUGAUUCAAACAUUGUUGCUAGGCCGAGCGCCUCUUGAUGAAGCAGCAAUACAACUAGAUGAGAUAUAUGGAAUCCAUUUCACCGCAGAAAACUUCCACUUUGCAGUUUCUGCUUGUAUGGUAAAAGGCAUGACAGAUUCAUUGACAAGAUCUACUGCUAUGCGUGUUAUCUCAACAUUUCUCGACACGACCACCACUAAUGCACCUGAAGGAAUGUCAUUCCCGCAAGAUGUUAGUUGCAUGCCAUACCUUGGUCUCCUCCUGGGUCGAGCUCUUAACCCAGAAGAUGCAGGGCAUAGCUUAUGGCUAGCAACUGCCACACAAGGAGAUCGUGCCCCACACGCAGAGCCAGAUAUGGAAAGUAUAAUGCAAAUUGCUGGUCUCAACGAGAGGGAGUUGCUCCUUACUUGCGCCAUUGGACUAGUCGACUUUCACUACUUAGACGAUACCAUACAAAACAGUGCAUUUCAAUGGCUCAAUAAACUUGCCAUAUCAUCGUCAAACGUUAUGUUGCGACUGGCUGGCCCAAUCACGAGCAUAUUAGACGACGUUCUUAUGUCUUGUCAAAACUCGAUAACGCUCGAAUCUGCACAUCAGUUACUACGCACCAUUACCUCUAAUCCUCAAUUCUCGGCCGCGAUGAGAGAUGCUGAUGUACUAGACAGAGUAUUGGGAAGUAUAGGUUUUGGAGGGCUGUGGAAGAAUUCGACGUACCAGGGCCAUCAUGAGGUCGCCAGAGAAUGUACUACUCUGACUGAUAGGCUCAUUGAGCUUAUCAUAGCAUAA
This is a messenger RNA of Botrytis byssoidea, 7770 nucleotides long. RefSeq lists its product as uncharacterized. The transcript has 15 exons. Bases 1 to 7770 code for a protein of 2589 amino acids. Lineage: Eukaryota; Fungi; Ascomycota; Leotiomycetes; Helotiales; Sclerotiniaceae. Gene Ontology annotation, biological process: regulation of GTPase activity. The record is from RefSeq and is a predicted model, not a curated record.